Momordica charantia (bitter melon) is the source of this 2083-nucleotide messenger RNA. RefSeq names its product protein NRT1/ PTR FAMILY 1.2. Gene Ontology annotation, cellular component: membrane. Gene Ontology annotation, molecular function: transmembrane transporter activity. The record is from RefSeq and is a predicted model, not a curated record. Gene Ontology annotation, biological process: transmembrane transport. Lineage: Eukaryota; Viridiplantae; Streptophyta; Magnoliopsida; Cucurbitales; Cucurbitaceae.
CAUCUUUUUUUUCCCUCUCUCUCUCUCUCUACUGCCUUAGCUUCUUCUUCUUCUUCCCGAGAGAGUGAGCCAAAAUCCAGAGGCCCAUCCAUGGAGGAAUCUGCAACAAUGCAGAGCAGUAGUGUGAACACACAACAAACAAAUCUGGAAGAAACGACGCCGUCCCAUGACCACGCACCCAAAUCAACAAAAGGCGGCCUCCUCACCAUGCCCUUCAUCAUAGCGAACGAGUCGUUCGAGAAAGUGGCGAGUUACGGACUACUGCCCAACAUGAUUCUGUACCUAAUGAAGGAUUACAAUUUGGGAUUCGCCAAAGGAAACAACGUCCUCUUCUUCUGGUCGGCCGCCACCAAUUUCAUGCCCCUCCUCGGCGCUUUCCUCGCCGAUUCUUAUCUCGGCCGCUUCCUCACCAUCGGAUUCGGCUCUAUUGCCAGUUUCCUGGGCAUGGCGCUGCUAUGGCUGACGGCGAUGGUUCCGGCGACGAAGCCACCCGCCUGCGACCCACUCCACCCACUAACCUGCCGGUCUCCGAGCGCCGGCCAAAUGACCCUUCUGGUGGCCGCCUUCGGGCUAAUGUCGGUCGGCGCCGGCGGCGUCCGGCCCUGCACGCUGGCGUUCGGCGCCGACCAAAUCGACCGGCGAGAGGAUCCCAACAACAAGAGAAUUCUGGAGAGAUUCUUCGGGUGGUACUACGCGUCGGCUUCGUUCUCCGUUUUAAUCGCCUUGACCGGAAUCGUGUACAUUCAGGACCAUCUCGGCUGGAAAAUCGGAUUCGGAGUUCCGGCGAGCCUCAUGCUUUUCGCCACCGUCCUGUUCUUCGCCGCUUCUCCGAUCUACGUGAAACAGAGGGCCACCAAGAGCUUGUUCAGUAGCUUCGUACAGGUGGCGGUGGCGGCGUUUAAGAACCGGAAGUUGCCGCUCCCGCCGCCGGCGUCGGAUAAAUGGUUCUACCAUAAGGAUUCUUAUCUCACUCAACCGUCUGAAAAGCUCAGGUUUCUGAACAAGGCGUGCGUGGUGAAGAACGCAGAGGAAGACAUUUUGGCGGACGGCAGAGCUUCAGAUCCAUGGAGUCUGUGCACAGUGGAGCAAGUGGAAGAACUGAAAACCCUAAUAAAAGUGAUUCCGAUCUGGUCCACCGGCGUGAUGAUGUCCAUUAACGUCAGCCAAAGCUCGUUCCCUCUGCUCCAAGCCAAAUCCAUGGACCGCCGCAUCUCCUCUGCCUCCUCCUUCCAGAUCCCCGCUGGCUCCUUCGGCACCUUCGUCAUCAUCACCAUCGUCCUCUGGGUCAUCCUCUACGACCGCGCCAUUCUCCCUCUCGCCUCCAAGAUCAGGGGCAAACCCGUUCACUUCGGCGUCAAGUCUCGGAUGGGCGCCGGCCUCCUCUGCUCCUUCCUCGCCAUGGCCCUCUCCGCCGUCGUCGAGAACGUCCGCCGCCGGAAGGCCAUCCAACAGGGCCUCCUCGACGAUCCCAACGCCGUCGUCGACAUUUCGGCUCUCUGGCUCGUCCCGCAGCACUGCUUGAGCGGAUUGGCCGAAGCCCUAAACGCCAUCGGCCAGACCGAGUUCUAUUACUCCGAAUUCCCCAAGACGAUGUCCAGUGUGGCUUCUUCUCUGUUCGGAUUGGGGAUGGCGGUGGCCAAUUUGUUGGCCAGUGCGAUCUUGAGCGCGGUGGAUGAGGUCACCUCCAAAGGGGGGAAACAGAGCUGGGUUUCCAAGAACAUAAACAGAGCCCAUUUCGAGAAUUACUAUUGGAUUCUUGCGAUUCUGAGCGGCGUCAACAUCUUGUAUUUUGUGGUGUGUAGCUGGGCGUAUGGGCCGUGUGUGGACCAGCGGAGAACCGCCAUGGAUGACGGCAAAAUCAGCUCCAACGAGGAGGAAUUGUCGAUGUUGGAAGCUAGGGUUAAGGAAGAAGAAGGGAAGAUGGUAGAGUUGCAGAGGCCGAAGGAAUUGCAGGUUUGAACAUGGCGUUUUGUGUGUACUGUAUAUAUUGUGUUCUUUUGUGGUCACUGUUUCAUCAAACUGCCAAAAAGGCAUAAUCAUAUUCAUAUAUAAUAUAAUCUUAAGUUUGGAUUUCCAUUCUAUU